AAAAAUCACCUUCUUCUCGCCGCCAGGACCAGCUGAACGCCGGCGUCCAGUUCAGCCACGCCCCUACAGCACGGGCCCUCGCGGUGCAUUGUGGGCGCGGUAGUGUCGGCCGAGGUUAUGGUUGCGUUAAUUAAGCGUGAGUGCUGGGUUCGUGGACUGGAAUAUAACAGCCACCAGAGAUUCCUGCUCUGACCCCUGGUUCUGCGGCUUGUCAUCGAGGUUGGAUGCCCCGGGAUCGUUCUUUAAUGGAGAAAACUCACCAGACGUCAUUGCUAUUCAGUAGCUCCAAAAGCAGAACCUUGGUUUUUCUGAGAGAAACUGAAAACCAUCUUUUAAAAAGUUGCGCUUCGAUUCUCUGCCCCCACCCCCAGUAUCUUAAUUAUGCUGUAGAAGUAGGGGCUUUUUGAACAUCUCUCUCAGUACCUUGCGCUGAUCUCACUGCAUGAUGACUUUCUGUUUCACUGGUAUCCGAAGCUUUCCUAAGCUUUGGAAAAGUAACCCAUACCUUGGUCUAAGCCCAGGACACCCUUAUAUUUUUCUCUUUCUCAAAGACUGUUAUGGCAUCAGGAGCCAACAGAAGUGGUUUUCUCUUAAAACCGCGUCUCCACAAAAUACCAAAGCAAUGAAUCUGCUAGUUGCCAGGGCCCGAUCUCUCCAGAAAGGAGAUGAGGGCAGAAAUAAGCAGGUUUCUUCUGAGUCUCAUCUUUUUGCAGCUGGAGCGGCUAAGAAGAGAUCACAGAUGAAUCCUCAGAGUAGAGAUCAUGCCUUGCUACCUGUGAGGAACAACAUUAUUCAACUCCCAACGAAACCCUUGAAUUCGGAAGAGUGGGAUAAACUUAAGGAAGAUUUCAAAGGAAAAGCUAAUUUUGAAAAUUGGAUCAUUUCACAAAUGGCUCACCACAACAGUCCUAUAGAUGUAGCCAAAUCUCUGCUGGCCUGGGUAGCUAUAAAAAACAAUGGAAUUGUAAGCUAUAAUUUAUUGGUCAAGUAUUUGUACCUCUGUGUCUUUCAUAAGCAGACAUCAGAAGUUUUUGACGUCUAUGAAAUCAUGAAAGCCAGAUACAAGAGUUUAGAAUCUGGAGCGAACACUCUUCUCAUCCGGGGAUUAAUCCAUUCAGACAGAUGGAAAGAGGCCUUGCUGCUGUUAGAGGAUAUUAAAAAAGCCAUGAUUCCUUCAAAAAAGAACUAUAAUGAUUGUAUCCAGGGAGCCCUCCUUCAUCAAGAUGUAAACAUAGCUUGGAAUUUAUAUCAGGAAUUGUUAAGUCAUGAUAUUAUUCCUAUGAUGGAAACUUUAAAAGCCUUCUUUGAUUUUGGAAAAGACAUAAAAGAUGAUCAGUAUUCAAACAAACUACUAGACAUUCUUUUGUAUCUAAGAAAUAAUCAGCUAUAUCCUGGGGAAUCAUUUGCACACAGUAUAAAAACAUGGUUUGAGAGUAUUCCUGAAGAACAAUGGAAAGGAAAAUUCACCACAAUUCAGAAAAGUGGUCAGUGUUCGUGCUGUGGAAAAAACAUAGAGUCUAUUCACCUGAGUCCAGAAGAGUAUGAAUUUCUCAAGGGAAAAGUCAUGAGGGAUGUGAUAGAUGGAGGUGACCAAUACAGAAAGACAACACCUCAGGAACUUAAGAGAUUUCAGAACUUUGUGAAAAACUGUCCUCCUUUUGACAUUGUUAUUGAUGGACUCAACGUUGCCAAAAUGUUUCCUAAAGCUCGUGAGUCUCAAGUUCUCGAGCGUGUGGUCUCUCAACUAGCCAAGCAGAAUCUGCGCGUGCUGGUCCUGGGCCGGAAGCAUAUGCUGACAUCGCGUGCCCGGUGGAGAAAGGAUGAGAUGGAAAAGGUGCAAAAGCAAGCCAGCUGUUUCUUUGCUGACAAUAUCUCAGAGGAUGACCCGUUCCUUCUGUAUGCCACACUGCACUCAGGGAAUCACUGCAAGUUUAUCACGAAAGAUCUGAUGCGGGACCACAAGGCCUGUCUAGCUGAUGCCAAGACCCAACGCCUGUUCUUUAAGUGGCAGCAGGGACAUCAGCUGGCCAUUAUCAAUAAGUUUCCAGGAUCAAAACUAACCUUUCAGCAUAUUCUCAGCUAUGACACAGUGGUGCAAACAACUGGAGAUUCGUGGCACAUACCGUAUGAUGAAGACCUGGUGGAAAGAUAUUCCUACGAAGUGCCUACCAAAUGGCUUUGCCUGCAGAGAAAGACAUAAAGACUCUUACCCCCAUGCUCAAUUUCUGUUUGGGUGCCCUCCUGGUUGGCAUCAGAGCUUUUACGUUGGUCCUUGUUUAGAUCAUUGCUUCUGUCCUGUUUGAUCCAUUUGUCCUGUUUGGUCCAGUUGGUUUCUACGUCAACAAAUUGAUUUUUUAAUUAAAUGAGUUAUAACAUUUUUUCAUAACCAGUUGCAUUUUCCCCCCUAACAUUUAUUUUUUGGAGGCUUAGCCAGAGUUGGGGAACUCAGUGCAAAGUAACCUAACUUUCUCUUAUUGGGCCAUCUAUUUCAUUUACUUGGGCGACAGGUGCUUCUGGUAUUCAUUUUGUUACUCCUGACCUCACCUUCCAGGUUCACCAAUAGCAGAACCAAUCAUCUGGCCCUGAGCCGUGGGUUGUUUCUAACCCCCUUCUCUCAUCUCUGAUACAUCUCAUCUACAUGUUAUCUCCUACCCACACUGAAUCACUUUGGUCCUCUGUGAUAAACUGACCAAGAUAUCAAAGCCUUAGUAGCAACUCUUACUUAUCACCCAAUGAUUUGGGUUGGAGGCAAGGGGACAGUUAUUCUCUUUAGACUAUGAUCUUCUUCAUUCUAUAAUGCCUCUUCCAAAUUGGUUCAACAUUUUGUGAACACUGUUAAUUCCAUCACUUGGUAUGAGGGCUUUCUAAAGUAUACAGAUUCUUUUCAUUUCAUUAAGUUUGACUUAGUUAACAAAGUGAUUAAGUUUUGAUAGUUUCCUCUCUGUUUUGACCCCUUGCUAGCCACCUCACUGGGCCUUGAUUUUAGCUGAAAAUAUCCAUGUCUGCAACACUUUGUGACAGUUUUUUCCUUACUGAUAUAUAUAGUAUGAUUUAAUAAGAACAGGCAAAACCAAUCUAUGGUGAUAAAAAUCAGAAUAGUAAUUUCCCCAAGAAAGGGACAUAGAGUACUUUCUGGGGGUGAUGGCAAGUUCUGGGUGAUACGAACAUAGGUGUAUGUAUACACAUAUAUUAGUCAAAAUUCAUCACACUAAGCACUUGAAAUUGAUGCAUUUACAACAGUGUAACUCAAAAACGUAUGUUAGCAUAAGAUAUUUACAUGAAAAACUGACCUAAUUUACAUAAAACAGUAUACACGGAUAUAAGUAGAAUGUGUAUUAUGGGCAGAGAGAUAAUCCAGGAAAAACAGGAUGGGAUGUUUCAUCUACUUAUCUGUUUACUGGACUCAACACUGCUGCACAUCUAGUCUAAGAGCUCUCUAGGAAAGUGAUAAAUUGAGAACACUGAAAGAUUGUGAGAAUCAGAAAGCUCUCAUAAAUCCAAGCUGCUGAUUUUCUAAAUUUCAUACACUGCAUACUUAGAAAACUAUGCUUUCAGUGAGUUAAGCUUUUUCUUAAAGGAACUAUCCUAAUUUUAAGAAAAAUUUUAAAAGAAAAAAGCAUGUGUAGAGAUGGGAAAGGAUAGACAAAGAAGCUAGAACUUUAGAGCAGAAGUGAACCUUAAAGAACAUAGAGUCCAGGGCCGGCCGAGUGGCGCGAUGGUUAAGAACUGGCUUGGAACACCAGAGGGCCCCGGUUCGG
This is a messenger RNA of Hipposideros armiger (great roundleaf bat), 3758 nucleotides long. It is a transcript of the gene PRORP, whose product is annotated as protein only RNase P catalytic subunit. Bases 443 to 2200 code for a protein of 585 amino acids. Gene Ontology annotation, molecular function: ribonuclease P activity; protein binding. The record is from RefSeq and is a predicted model, not a curated record. Gene Ontology annotation, biological process: tRNA 5'-leader removal; mitochondrial tRNA 5'-end processing. The transcript is spliced from 8 exons. Gene Ontology annotation, cellular component: mitochondrial ribonuclease P complex; mitochondrion. NCBI's taxonomy places the organism in Eukaryota, Metazoa, Chordata, Mammalia, Chiroptera, Hipposideridae.